UUUCAUCAGCAUUGGAUGUCAAGAGGAGUUGUCUGUCGGCGUUGUUAGGAAACCAGCCGAAAGUCGUUGUGUUACAAGAAAAACACCGUCUUGGGACUACAAGUUCCUUUAAAAGAACACGGAGGGCUUCUCCUCGUACAUUUACGUUCCACUUUUGUGUUUUAUUCAGCCAAAAUGUUUUCCCUAUCGUCGUUUCAGCCACAGCAGAUGAUUGUGCCUCUCAACCAGCUCAUUGGCGCCCUCCACUCACUGAAGAACACUGCCACGGCAUCAGUGCAGACCCUGCACAAAGACUUCAGCCCAGAACACACUGCACAUGCGAAAGAGCCCAACGCAAGUCUUCGAGAUCUGGGGGUGUCAGACAUUCGAGGCAGUCUCCUGGACGAGCUACUGGACAGGUUACUGCCCACACUGGGCUCGGAGGAGCCGCCUGCCGUCCCCUCGGUAUGGAGGACGAGUCACGUUUCGGCACACAGCUUCUUUCACAACAAGCACGGGUUUGCACACAGAAGAUGUUUUGGCUCGCCAGUAUUCCACAGGCAAAAUCACAGACCUCUACGAGACGUUUGCACUGAGCUUCAGUUUUUACCCUUGUGGAUCCAGAGUCGAGAUUUCAAGACUCUCAGACCAAAGAGCAGAAAGACGGCGUCCGGUGACGAUGUUCCGACUGAGUCCGAUCCUUAUACACCGGCUUUCAUUAAGGGGUUUUUGACCAGGGAAAAGGGUGCAGAGGCUCAUUCGUUGGACCAACUGACAAAAAGCAGGAACCUUCCACAGAACCAAGAAGAGACCUUCAAGUUGGGCUUCUCUGAGGGCUUCAUGCGAUCGCAGGCCUACACACAGAAGACGCAAGAUUCAUUGAGGAGAACCAGAUUUGUGCUGUUGGUGCUUCUUCUACUCGGCAUUUAUGGUCUGUCCAGAUCCCCCUUUCUCUCGGGUAAAGGCUCCUUUUCUGAUGCUGUGAGGUUCCGCACCACAUCGGGCCUGGACUCGGCCAUCGACCCUAUCCAAAUGAAGAAUGUGACAUUCGAACACGUUAAGGGAGUGGAAGAGGCAAAGAAUGAGCUGCAGGAUGUUGUGGAAUUCCUCCGGAACCCGCACAAGUUCACAGUUUUGGGUGGGAAGCUGCCCAAAGGAAUCCUCCUGGUCGGGCCGCCAGGCACCGGGAAGACACUGCUAGCCCGGGCGGUCGCUGGCGAGGCGGACGUGCCUUUCUACUAUGCCUCUGGUUCUGAGUUUGAUGAGAUGUUUGUGGGAGUAGGUGCCAGCCGCAUCAGGAACCUAUUCAAGGAAGCCAAAGCCAACGCGCCUUGCGUCAUUUUCAUUGACGAGCUGGACAGCGUCGGAGGAAAGAGGAUCGAGUCUCCCAUGCAUCCGUACUCCAGACAAACCAUCAACCAGCUGUUGGCCGAAAUGGACGGGUUUAAACCAAAUGAGGGCGUCAUCGUCAUCGGUGCUACCAACUUUGCAGAAGCCCUGGAUAACGCUCUGGUGCGACCGGGCAGGUUCGACAUGCAGGUGACGGUCCCUCGACCCGACAUCAAGGGACGGACUGAGAUCCUCGACUGGUACCUGAACAAGAUCAAAGUGGACUCAGAGGUGGAGCCUGAAAUUAUCGCCAGAGGCACGGUGGGCUUCACGGGAGCCGAGCUGGAAAACCUGGUCAACCAGGCAGCCUUGAAGGCGGCGAUGGAUGGGAAAGAGAUGGUCGGCAUGAAGGACCUGGAAUUCGCCAAGGACAAGAUUCUCAUGGGCCCUGAGAGGAGGAGCGUGGUGAUUGACAAGAAGAACAAGACCAUCACGGCCUAUCACGAGUCGGGCCACGCCAUCGUGGCAUACUACACCAAGGACGCCAUGCCCAUCAAUAAGGCCACCAUCAUGCCACGCGGACCCACGCUCGGACACGUGUCGCUGCUCCCAGAAAACGACCGCUGGAGCGAGACCAGGGCGCAGUUGCUAGCCCAGAUGGACGUCAGCAUGGGUGGGCGAGUGGCAGAGGAGCUCAUCUUCGGCGAUGACUUCAUCACCACAGGUGCAUCCAGCGACUUUGACGGGGCAACCAAAAUUGCUAAUUUGAUGGUGACCAGGUUCGGCAUGAGUGACAAGCUCGGAGUCAUGACCUACGGCGACGUGUCCAAACAAAGUCCUGAGACGCAAGCCGCCAUCGAACAGGAAAUCAGGAUACUCUUGAAGGACUCGUACGAGCGGGCCAAGAUCCUCCUCGAGAAGUACAAAAAAGAGCACGAGAAGCUCGCCAACGCCCUCCUCAGGUACGAGACUUUGGACGCCAAAGAGAUCCAACUGGUUCUGGAGGGAAAACCGCUGGACCACUAAGACACCCCCCACUUCCCUGUACUGUGCAGUCCUCAGCGAGGCGGCACCGUACAUACUGUAUCAACCCAGAACGCUGAGUUAUUUAAAACUCUCAACUGCUUUUGUCUAGUCAUUUUUAGAUUUAAUUUUAUCGGUCGGAUUGGAUGACAAAGUAACCUCAUUUCAUGGACAAGACACACGAGCACCAGUGCUUCUAUUUAUUCAACAAGGAAGCUCUGGGUACCUAGAAGGUGCCAUUUUGUAUAGCCGUGUGCAGUACAUUUUCAGCAUCAUACCUCCUGAAAAGAGCUACUUUUAUUUAUUGAAGUGCCCUCCAUUGCCUCCCGUAUUCUUGCUCAAAUAAAGGUCAUUCUUUCUCCACCUGACAA
This is a messenger RNA of Syngnathus typhle (broad-nosed pipefish), 2702 nucleotides long. Its product is annotated as ATP-dependent zinc metalloprotease YME1L1-like. Gene Ontology annotation, biological process: mitochondrion organization; protein quality control for misfolded or incompletely synthesized proteins. The record is from RefSeq and is a predicted model, not a curated record. Gene Ontology annotation, cellular component: mitochondrial inner membrane. The transcript is spliced from 18 exons. Gene Ontology annotation, molecular function: metalloendopeptidase activity; ATP-dependent peptidase activity; ATP hydrolysis activity. Bases 175 to 2334 code for a protein of 719 amino acids. Lineage: Eukaryota; Metazoa; Chordata; Actinopteri; Syngnathiformes; Syngnathidae.